GGUGGACUUUGGCCUUGGGCAAAGUUAUGGUUUAAAUCAGAUCUAUUUUCAGGUAGCCUUUUCUGAUGUGGUUGUCCACACGUUGUUUUUUUUUCUUGUAGUAGUAGUACGUGUGUCUUUGAAAAUUAUCUCUGAAUUUAAUGUGGAUCAAAUCAUAUUUGAAUUGUACUAAGUAAGUUUAUUUUUAAAAAUAAUCCUAAACCAAAACCUUUGCCAGUUAAAUUCCUUCCAAAACAUGAACAUUAAUCCUGUAACGUAUAUUGUCUAUAAGCACUAUGGCAGCAGUCCCCAACCUUUUUGGCACCAGGAACCAUUUUCGUGGAAGACAACUUUUCCAAGGACCAGGGAAGAGAUGGUUUCGGGGUGAUUCAAGUGCAUUACAUUUAUUGUGCAGUUUAUUUCUAUUAUUAUUACAUCAGCUCCGCCUCAGAUCAUCAGGGAUUAGAUCCUGAGGGUUGGGGACCCCUGCGCUAAGGUACUUAGAUUUGGAGCUGGCCUCCUGCACUGUGUGGGCGUAAACGGCCCUGUCCUCCUUCCUCACUCCACACUUGUGGGGUGAGAGAAAGCAGCUUUCCCAGAGGCUCGUCCUCGUCCACCCACACAGUCGUGAUGCUGCCUUCCUCUGGGCUUUUGUUUAUGCUGUUCCCGUUUCCCAAAACACUUCUCCCUGACCCACCAGGCACGCACGCUGCUAGCUAUUCCUGCACAUCCCACCAUCCAGCUUAUGUGCCACUUUCCUGGACAUCUCUCUGCCGCCCUGCCCUCCGCUGCUCCCGCAGAGUCUGCCUCGGCACCCGUCACUGUGCUGUCCAUCACACACUGGACUUAGACUGUUAGUUGUCAGAGGGCAGGGACCACGCCUGCUUCCCCUCUGCAUCCCCACACCCAGUGUUCCCUUGGUAGGAUUUUGUAGAGUAGCUGUUCAUUCAUCGGAAUACACAUCACCCCUGAGGGACAGGUAGGCUGCAGCCCUUGCACAAAGCCUUCUGAAACUGCUCAGGUCUUCAUCUCGCCUCUGGCACGCACGGGCAGAAGCCGACAGCCCCUUUUCAAGCUCUGUAACCCCCUGGUCAGGGGGUGGCUGGGAGGCGGUAGCACCUGGGAGAUCUCGGGCUGCUCUGGCUGUAGCCACAGGCUGGGGUUGGGGUGGGGCCUGAGAGAACCCGUCUGAGCCCCCAUCCCAGUGGGGGCUACAGGGUAGACAGGCUGCUGCAACCAACACUGGGACACGGAAACAGCAGAAGCCCGCCCCUCAGAACCGCAUCCCAACUGGGCUGGCAGGAAAGAUGACAUGAUGGCAAGCCCGUUUGAAUAGGUGAGUUCUGGGUGGGGGAGAUUGCCCCCAUCUAAAGGCUAUCCUUUUAGAUAGAUAAGCUCUGUAGAAUGUGCAGCAUUCCAGGAAUUUUAUUGAUCCUUGUAUCAGUGUCCUAGGGCUGCCGUAAUAAAGUACCACAAACUUGAUGGUUUCAAAGAACAGAAAUUUAUUCUCGUGGUUCUGGAGGCCGGAAGUCCCAAAUCAAGGCGUCAGUGGGCUGUGCUCCCUCGGGCGGCUCUGGGGGAGGAUCCGUCCCGCCUGUCUCAGCCUCCGGUGGUGGCCAGCAGUCCUUCGCCCUCCUUCGCUUGUGGACACCUCACUCUGAUCUCUCCCUCUGUCGUCCCAUGGGGGUCUCCCUUGUGUGCCUCUGUGUCUGUGUCCAGAUUUCUCUUUUCUUGUAAGGACAACAGUCAGUUUGAGCUUAUCUUAACAUGAUUACAUCUGAGAAGACCUGUUUCCAGAUAAGGUCACAUGUGCAGGUGCCAAUAGUUAGGACUUCAGCACAUCUGACAGUUCUCUGAAGGAAGCAUGCCCUCCCCAGCCCCACCCCCCUCACGACGUGACUCAUCAUAGGUUCAUAAUACUUGCAAUCACAAUCUAAAUUUUGUUAAAUAUUAGAAAAAUGAACUCUUUUUUUCAUGUUUUUAGGUUAAUUUUCCAACUUAAGUGCUUGUUAUAAUUGUUUGUUUAUUCCCUCUGAAAUUUGGAUCUCUCUUUCAAGUGGAUUCACUCUGAUCAGCCUUUUCCCAACAGUAGUUGUCCUCGGAUGGUGAGAACCUUCCAUGUGAUCUUUUCUGGAAGUGAGCGUCCAGACCCUCGGGUGAUGCUCUUGGGGGCUGAAGUUUGUAGGGUUGUGUCCUGGUUGCCCUCCUCAUUUGUGGUCCUCUCUCCAGCCAGCACUUACUGCAGGUUCCCAGGUGUCAGGCACUAGGCAGCUGCUGGAGAUACAAGAGGAGGAACGGUCGCGGUCCUCUUCUCUGGGGUUUAUCGUUUAGUGGGAGAGGAAGAGGAGUAGACAGCUGAGCUCUCCUGUGAUGGAUGUUAUGAUGGGGUGUCACCAUCAUCGUCUCGUCAUGGCCAGCCAGUACCGAUUCCCCAACAGUGCCGUUACCAGUCCAUGUGCUUUACCUGUAUCAUCUCAGUUCAUCUUCUCGAAACCCUUGAGGUAUCAGCGUAGCGUGGAAUGGGCCACGAAGCUCAUGCGAAGACAAGGCCAGGAUGAGAGCACAGUGCGUAGGCUCCUCGAGGAUUACACAAGGCCCCUUGAGCAUCCUUGUCUAAAACGGAACGAAGAGGUCCAAUUGUGUGACGAGCUGAACUCUGAAAUGGUUUCCAAAACAGAAGGCACAGCAGAUAGAAAGAAACUUUCUGCCCUGAAUGGGGUUGCAGGAAUGUCGCAUGACCUGGAGGAUGCCAGCAGGCCAUCAGACCACCUGCAGGAGGGCUCCGGGCCUGACGCCCUGACCGCCCACAGCACGGGUGAACACGUGGUGGAGGUCACUGCUCCUCUGCCCCACGUCCACUGCGGCAAACGAGAUGCUCUCCUCCCGCCAUCUGGCACUCAGCCUGGGGACAGCAGCCAACGGGCGGGUCUGGUCCCGGCCAGAGAGAGAGGGCCUGAGCAUGAGUACCUGCUGGUGGAGGAAGUCGUGUGUGACGUGAGUGAGAGGGAAGACACCCCAGGUGGGCACUUGUCACCCAAAAAGAGACUGAUAUGCAGAAGAAACCCAUUUAGGAUCUUUGAGUACCUGCAGCUCAGCCUGGAGGAGGCCUUCUUCCUGGUCUAUGCUCUGGGAUGUCUAAAUAUUUACUAUGAGAAGGAGCCUUUAACGAUUGUGAAGCUCUGGAGCGCUUUUGCUGUAGUCCAGCCGGCAUUCAGGACCACAUACAUGGCAUACCAUCAUUUCCGAAGCAAGGGCUGGGUACCCAAAGCAGGACUUAAGUAUGGAACAGACUUGCUGUUGUAUCGAAAAGGCCCUCCAUUUUACCAUGCAAGUUACUCCGUCAUCGUCGAGCUGGUGGACGACCGUUUCGAGGGCUCUCCUCGCAGACCUCUCAGCUGGAGGUCCCUGGCUGCCUUGAGCAGAGUUUCAGUCAGUGUCUCCAAGGAACUUAUGCUGUGCUAUUUGAUUAAACCCUCCACCAUGACUGACAAAGAAAUGGAGUCACCAGAAUGUAUGAAACAAAUUAAAGUCCAGGAGGUGAUUCUAAGCCGUUGGGUUUCUUCACGGGAGAGAAGCGACCAAGACGAACUUUAACAGUUCAGCCUCAGGUUACCGAUUUCACCAGCAAAUAUUACUGAGUCUCCUGUAUAAGCCAAGUUCAGGGCGAGGUAAAGAGUCCUUUUAUUGUAAUUGCCCAUUAAUGUAAAAGUUUUAAAGAGCAUGGCACUCCCAGCAUCAGAAAGUGUUAGUGUUUUAAAAGUUAAAAUUACACAGGGGAGAAGAGCCCUGUGCGGGGACGACAGAUUCUGUCCAUGGAUCGGUCGCUCACUGACCCCGAGCCUCUCGCCUCGGGGCCUCAUCGUUCUGCAAGAAGGCUGGAGUAGCCACGUCCCAAGAGGACUCUGCCGGCAACAGGGAACUUCUAUUACUCUCUGAUUUUACCCGAAAUGAUAGUUUCCCUCCAGGCCACCCUGCAGUUUCCGGGGCACCUCUGUGUACCUGCCUCUCUCAUUACUCACAUCCAGUCUGUCCUGGAAGAGGGUCCUCUGUCCACAGGUCUCAGCUCGCCAGGAACUUCAGCCAGUUACUCAAACGUGGGAAAUUCCACUUACUGUCUACCAAGGACUUCUUCAUCAUGGAAGGCAUUUUAAAACAAGUUACCUUGUUAUUUAAUUCUUAGUGAACUCAUUGGUGGGCACAUUGUGUAGAGUUCACAAUAUUGUACAGGAUGAGAUAAGAAUUGUAUCUUACUUCACUGAACUUGUCAUAAAAUAAAAAUAUGUGGUGAAAAAAUGAA
Hippopotamus amphibius kiboko is the source of this 4276-nucleotide messenger RNA. RefSeq names its product tRNA splicing endonuclease subunit 2 (gene TSEN2). Lineage: Eukaryota; Metazoa; Chordata; Mammalia; Artiodactyla; Hippopotamidae. Gene Ontology annotation, molecular function: nucleic acid binding; tRNA-intron lyase activity. Gene Ontology annotation, cellular component: tRNA-intron endonuclease complex. The transcript is spliced from 9 exons. The record is from RefSeq and is a predicted model, not a curated record. Gene Ontology annotation, biological process: tRNA splicing, via endonucleolytic cleavage and ligation; tRNA-type intron splice site recognition and cleavage. The coding region runs from base 2350 to 3573 and encodes 407 amino acids.